This is a messenger RNA of Salvelinus sp. IW2-2015, 588 nucleotides long. Its product is annotated as lamin-B3-like. Gene Ontology annotation, cellular component: nuclear lamina; nuclear envelope. Gene Ontology annotation, biological process: nuclear migration; heterochromatin formation; nuclear pore localization. The record is from RefSeq and is a predicted model, not a curated record. Gene Ontology annotation, molecular function: structural constituent of cytoskeleton. NCBI's taxonomy places the organism in Eukaryota, Metazoa, Chordata, Actinopteri, Salmoniformes, Salmonidae.
AUGUAAAAGUAUGCAUUAAGGUGUAUGUAAAUAAUGAAUGUGGCAAAAACGAAUGUAGACAUUAAUACAUGCAUCUCUAUAGCGUCCUAAAUGUUUUACAACGUUGGGGAGUGCCAAGAUGGAGGCACGGUGGCUUCAACACAGCGCCCCCUAAAAGUACUAGUGUAUACAUAAAUUAUUGGUGCAAACUCAGCCCAACCCAGCGAUGCAGUCACAUGAGAACGCGCCAUGGCUUCAGUUACCUCAACCAGUCGCUCAACUCGCUCCUCCCGACGAAGCGGCGCCGGCCCGUCCAGCACCAGCCCAACCCGGCUCUCCGAAGCCAGGAGAAAGAGGAGCUUAGACCUGAACGACCGCCUGGCCGCCUACAUAGAGCGGGUCCGCCAGCUGGAGAAUGACAAGUCCUCAAUGCUGCUUCUCCUGGAGGAGAAAGAGGAGUCCACGACCCGGGAGACGGCCAACGUUCGGCGGCUGUACGAGACCGAGUUGGCCGACGCGAGGAAGAGCUUGACGUGCUGGCUAACGAUAGGGCCCGGCUGCAGAUAGAGAUGGGUCAUCUUUCUGAAGAGCAUAGCAAACUACAAGCCA